GGGCAGGACGAGAGGGAGCAAGCUGGCAGCAGGCGGUUAAGGAGGGGUAGGGAGAGAAAUGUCAGGGAGAGCUGCCAGACAGGGAAAGAACGCACCGAAAGGCAGCUGUCCAAGGAUGUCGACCUGAGGGAGAGCGCUGAGAGGAAGGGGGUCAGGAGGGAGAGAGAGCCGAAGGGGGCCAUCCAGAGGGACGCCGACAGAGCCGAGAGGAAAGGGGUCAGAAGGGACAGGGAAGCGGUGAGGGACAGGAAAAGAACAAGUGAGAGUCCCUUGACUGGGGCUAGAGACACGGAGAGGGGCGCCCUUCCCGCAAGUCUCUCCAAUAGGCAAGUAACUAAGCCCGAGCAAGAGAGCAGGACCCUCCAGCAAAGGAGAGAGAGGACUCGCAGAGGCCCACCCAGAGAAAGAGAGCCCUGGUUUUCUGGGAGAGACACGGAGUCCUCGGAAGGACCUUCGGGGAGGGUGUGAGCUCUCUGAGGCAGCCCAUGACAGAUUGUGUUUGAAGAAUUCAUUUAGGGAGACAGGGGGUCCAAACUGAGGAAAACUAGACUUGGGGGCAGAGAACCUAGAGGGGAAAAACUAAGGGGUGGUGUAGGUAUCACCCGGCAGAAAAAGAGCUGAGAAUAGAUUGUGCUGGGGGAGGAGGGAAGGAGAACUCCAAAAAUUUAGGGGAGACGAUUCCUGGGAGAAAGUGAUCAGAGAACCCUUGGGGAAAAUCUUCCUCAGGGGAAGAAAAGGCUUUAAGAAAACUGGAGAUGAGGAAACUUGAGAGGAAAAGAUUUUAAAGAUAAAGGAAAAGUGUAGAAGAGAAAUCUGAGGGGAGGGGGGAGAUAAUUAUUAAGACAAGUUAACAAGGAAAGCUUCCAUUUAGAUAGGAGAAAGGGGAAAAACAGCUAAGAUAAAAGGUACUGAUAAUUCAGCAGCUCAUUUCCCCACAUACACACUAUUCCCUGAGCAAUUUAAGGGAAAAAGAAACUUUACCCUUUCCCUGGCUCCUUCUACGGGGGGGGAAAGCUACGUGUCUUUCCCUCAGUCUGAGCAAAAGGUCUAAUUUCCUGCUUAGCCCUAAGUCUUCUUACUUCAGCCUUCCAAUUUGGGGUUCCUGGACUGGACAGGGCACAAGCCCUGCUUCCUUUUUCAAAACACUCUCCUAAUCCUCUCUUGAGUCAUCAUGUCUACCAGCAAUUAUAGCUUCAAGAAUCGGUGUGUGUCUAUCCUGUGCUGCAAAUUCUGUAAGCAAGUGCUCAGCUCUAGGGGGAUGAAGGCUGUCUUGCUGGCAGACACUGAAAUAGACCUUUAUUCUACAGAUAUUCCUCCAACCAAUGCAGUGGACUUCAUUGGAACCUGUUAUUUUACUGAAAUCUGCCAAUGCAAACUGAAGGACAUCGCCUGUUUAAAAUGUGGGAACAUUGUAGGUUAUCAUGUGAUCGUUCCAUGCAAACCCUGCCUUCUUUCCUGCAACAACGGGCAUUUCUGGAUGUUUCAUAGUCAGGCAGUUUUUGGUAUCAACCGGUUAGACUCCACUGGUGUAAAUCUGCUACUUUGGGGCAACUUGCCAGAGGCAGAAGAAAGUACAGAUGAAGACAUGUUAGACAUUUCCGAGGAGGAAUGUAUUAGAUGAAUGGAAACAGUGAUGUGUAUAUUGUAUUAAGACUCUUUUUCCUACUUAAAAAAAAAAAUCCAAAUAUAUUAAUGAAUGAACUUUAAAACUGCAAAUAAACAGACCAAAGGACUUA
Molecule: messenger RNA, 1736 nt
Organism: Sarcophilus harrisii (Tasmanian devil)
Lineage: Eukaryota; Metazoa; Chordata; Mammalia; Dasyuromorphia; Dasyuridae
Gene: RUMY1
Product: family with sequence similarity 72 member A
Exons: 4
Coding region: 1172-1621 (149 amino acids)
Cellular component (GO): cytosol
Source: RefSeq, a predicted model, not a curated record